Gasterosteus aculeatus aculeatus (three-spined stickleback) is the source of this 2878-nucleotide messenger RNA. RefSeq names its product iroquois homeobox 5b (gene irx5b). Lineage: Eukaryota; Metazoa; Chordata; Actinopteri; Perciformes; Gasterosteidae. Gene Ontology annotation, cellular component: nucleus. Gene Ontology annotation, molecular function: DNA-binding transcription factor activity, RNA polymerase II-specific; RNA polymerase II cis-regulatory region sequence-specific DNA binding. Gene Ontology annotation, biological process: neuron differentiation; regulation of transcription by RNA polymerase II; cell development. The record is from RefSeq and is a predicted model, not a curated record.
CCCCUCCCUCCCCCAUCCCGUCUCCCGUAGUUGCCCGCCUUGUCUGUCCGGUGUGAGUUGGUCCGUGCGUAAUACUCUGCGCGCUGUCAUGUCUUUUCGGGGUUUCAUUUUCCCGCCGUCCGUGUCUCUUUCUCUGAGCCCGCCCUUCGGUACCAGAGUUCUGUUGGGACCAAGGCCGGAAGAGCUGGGUCGGUCCUCUUCGGGAUCAGCCUUCGCUCCGUACUCCGGAUCCGGGUCCUCUCCCGGUUUCAGCUCGCACCUCCCGUACGGCAGCUCCUUUGUGAGUCCCGGUUACAAUCCGUCCUCGGGGGUCUCGGGCUCUUUGGACUACCACCCGUCCACCACCCUUGGGGCCCUGGGGCCCUACGCCUACGGAGAACCCUCUUACCGGAAGAAUGCCACGCGGGAUGCCACAGCGACGCUGAAGGCCUGGCUCAAUGAGCACCGGAAGAACCCCUACCCCACCAAGGGGGAGAAGAUCAUGCUGGCCAUCAUCACCAAGAUGACGCUCACUCAGGUCUCCACCUGGUUCGCUAACGCACGCCGGAGGCUGAAGAAGGAGAACAAGAUGACCUGGACCCCCCGGAAUAGGAGCGAGGACGAGGAGGAAGAGGACCACGUCGAGCUGGAGAGGAACGACGAAGACAAGGAGACCGUCAAGGUCAGCGAGGAGCCCGAGACUGGGAGCCAGGCCGCCUCUCUGGGGACCCCCUGCGUUUUGCUGUAUCGUGAGGACAGCGGAAGCAGCAGUGACACGGACCGAAGCUUCACCGAUCCAGACUUCAAGAACUCGGGGAACCAGAGGCUGGCCCUCGUCCCGGGCCCCGCUUCUACAGCUCACCCCCCCCAGACAUCACCUACAGGGUCAUUUGUAGGGCCACAGCAGGAGCAUAAAGAACCCGUAGACUUGAUUCGGGGAUCAAACCCUAAACCCAAACUCUGGUCUCUGGCUGAGAUCGCCACCUCUUCCGAUAAGCAAAAAAGACCCAGUGACACAUCUCAGACCCAGUUCCCACACAGCCCCGUCCUGGCCCGAAAUCUCUACACCACCUCCUCCUUCCUCCCUAGGUACCCCGGCUUUGGCUCCCUGGGGGCCCCCCAGGGCGGCUCACACCUGAAUGGAUUACACCACACGAUGCUGCAGAGGGCCGAGGCCGCGGCCAGAGCCUCAAUAGUCCAGAACCAUAACCUGCUGGACCUGCAUGAGCUGAACAGAAGCUGAAACUCUUUUGUCUUUGCUGCUGGACUCAUCCGGAUAUCAAAACUCUGACGCGAACGCUCAAGUACUGGAGAGGGUUUUAUAUGUUCAUGAAACUGUCAUGAAUUAAAGGAUAGUAAGACAGAACCAGAUGUUACGCUCUCAUUCACCUAACACCGAUGCUGAGGGAAACAUGUGGAUGAGCAGAAUAAAAUGGUCCAAAAAUACAGACAAUUAAAAGAACUAUGUAGGGAGAGAACAUUAGAGUUAUCACAUUUAAUUAGAAUUGUGACCUCAAAUACCAAUGUCAUGAUUAAUAAUGUGGAUUCAUAUUUAAAUGAAUGGUUUUAAAUUGUUUAUCAAACAUUUUAAUUAAUUUUGACAUCAGCUUACAUUUAUUGCCAAUUGCAAACUCUCUAUAUAUAUAUAUAUACAGUAUAUAUAUGGAUUAAUUGGAAAGAUUAUUAAUUACCUAAUGAAAAUAAAUAAAUUAAAAUUCAUUUAAAGUUAAUAUCUGCUGGUUCCGGAUAUACAGUAUCUACAAAUGCAUAUAAACAGUAUUUUACAGUAAAAGAACAUGAGAAGUCAUGUCAAAGGUGUUUUUCCUGUUCCUGCUGAUUUUAUUAUUAUAUAUGACGAUCAUAUUCUAAAAACAUCUUAGAGCACCAUUUCAACAGAACUCAACGUCUCUUAAAAAGAUUUUUGAAAGUGAUAAAAUUAUUUUUUCAAUUCUAAAAACAUCACUGUGUUGUAAAAUAUGAAACCAGCAGCGUGGUGUUCACACAGGUUGAAACAACUUUUCCAGUCAUUUAAAAGAGACUUCAAGGACUUACCCAUAACCCGAGCGCUCACUGCUCAUCUUCAUUGUCCUGACGGCAGGCUAAUGGCCCAUUAGCCUGUUGGCUCGUUAGCUGAUUCAAAUCACAUUUUAAUAAAAACUCAAAAUUUUAGUUUUUCUAAAAUCAGUCUGGUGCGAUGUGGACGAUUGAAUAUCCUGAUCCUGUAGAGCCCCAGGUUCAAUGAGAUAAGAUAAAAAAUAGCCUAAUACAACUAACUUUGUUUUUUUAGGGAGGUGUUAUGGUUAUGGUCUUUUAUAAUUGUUGAUGAUGCUCACAACCAAUAAAUAUUGUUAUUUUUGUUUUUGCUUUUUGCUCCAACGGAUUUUUGUUUUCACAACUGUCCCGAAAAAGUUUAAAACAUUCCCACACUAAAAGUGUUGCACUUUCCUUCAUCAUCUGGUUGUCAUUUGCAUCAUCUCAUCUCAUCUUCAACUGCUUAUCCGGGGUCGGGUCGCGGGGCAGCAGCUCUGACUGGCGUUUCCAGGCCAGUGUAGAGAUAUAAUAUCUCCACCUAGUCCCGGGUCUUCUUCCCAGCUGGCAAUGUCUGGAACACCCCCCUAGGGAGGUCUUUAAGACCUUUAGGAUCUUAUGAGCGGAGCAGUUCUUUAUUUUCACGUCAGUAUUAGUUUAGUUUAGCUUCUCUUUUGAUUGAAAUGUACUCCAGAAGAGUACUGGGGUAUUAUACAAAGCAUUAAUGCUUUAAAUGUACUCUAGAGGAGUACACAUAAAGUGUUUAUAUGUGGGACAAUUUUCCUUGUCUACAUUUAACUGGAAUUAUUAGUUUUAUUUUCAUAUGUUAUAAUUAAAAUAUGUGAUAAUAAAAUAAAAAACAGUCUUUUAA